CUGUACAUCAUGCUGUCAUCGCGCCCUGUCUAUCCCCAGUUCUGCCAGUGCUCUAUAUAGGCACCGCGGUCGUCUAGCACUCGCCACCCACUCUUCAAGUGUCCUCGGAUCGCGACCGAGCCCCGCACAGUCCCGCCUCCGCCGCCCUCUUUGCGAUACACCCUCUCAAUGGCGACGUCCGGACUGAAGAUCGACUCCGCUGAGCUCGCGGGCCUCGCCGCCGAGGGCGGGCUGUUCGGUGUCUUCGUCUGCUUAUUCUGCGUGUGCGGUUACGACCUUGUCCAGCGGCGCACGCGGUUCAAGUCCCAGCUGAGCUGGCCGAUGGUCCUCGCGGGCGUGCUUCUCAUCGUCCUCGCGUUCGCGCGCUUCUCGGUGGACACUGCGAACGUCUUCGUCGCUUUCAUUCAACACGAAACACGCGCGGCGCGCAUUGGCUACCUCCAGGAUGUCACCCAGCCGCUCUUUACCACUAAGCACAGCCUGCUCGUCGCGGUGCUGCUGGUUGGCGACUCGUUUGUGAACUACCGGUGCUGGGUCGUUUGGGGAAAGAACAUCUGGGUGGUUCUCUUCCCUAUUGCUCUCUCGUUCACGAGCGCAGCCGCCGGUUCCUACACGAUGUGGGCAUACAGCAACCUGCCGAACCAGACCAUCCUCACCGAGGCAAAAUGGCUCAAGGCUUUCUUCGCCCUGAGUCUCGUCGCCAACGCAGUCGCUACCCUCACGCUCGCGUACCGCAUCUGGUCCGUCGACCGCUCGAUGAAGAACAUGGCCGAGCCCAGCCAGUCCCGGCUGAGCCCGAUCGUGCGCAUCGUGCUCGAGAGCGGCAUGCUCAACGCUGCCUACCUCUUCGCGUACGUCAUGACGCUCAACUUCGGCUCGCAAGGCCUCGAGAUCAUGUCCGAGAUGGCCGUACCGCUCACCGGUAUCAUCUUCUCGAUCGUCAUCCUCCGCGUCGGCCACCAGCGCCACGACGACUCGUACUACUCGCAGAAGCCGACGCAGACCAUCACCUGGGCGGUCGCGAAGGGUACGCGUGGCCAGAGCAGCAUGGGCGGCACCGCGACGACGCUCACGGCUUCCGACGGCCUGCCCCUCGAGGUGUACGUGGGCAAGUCGGACAACAAGAUGGACUCGCACAUGGACCCCCUGUCGAGCAUGACGUUCAGCAACGCGGCUUGACCGGGGCCGUGCGGUGCACGGGCGCGGUCCGGUGUGCGGUGGUGCUUUUAUGGCGCUGCUGCUGCUCGUAUGGACUGUUGUGGGCGAUCUGUUGUGUGUACCAUCGUUGUGUAAUACCUUGUAUAGUUUUAAGUUAUUUCGCAACGUCUUUAAGAGCGUGGAGGAUACCCCGCUCCUUACCCACACCCGUGAACAUGUGUACAACCAUCUACUGGGUGCGUGUGCUCCUGGCCGCAGCAGAACGUAUACCGUGAGAUGCAUGUUUUUGCUGUACGCUUAAAGCUACGAUUCGAAUGUCCGAGAUGCAGAGGGAGGCAAUACC
Trametes versicolor FP-101664 SS1 is the source of this 1501-nucleotide messenger RNA. RefSeq lists its product as uncharacterized. The transcript has 6 exons. NCBI's taxonomy places the organism in Eukaryota, Fungi, Basidiomycota, Agaricomycetes, Polyporales, Polyporaceae. The coding region runs from base 169 to 1179 and encodes 336 amino acids. The record is from RefSeq and is a predicted model, not a curated record.